AUGCCCACCCCUCGCGUGAGCCCUGCCUCCUCUCGGUCCUCGUUCUCGUCGUCCCCGCUUCGGUUGCCCCUGCGCUCGACGUUUUCACCCGCGAGCUACCCUACGUUAGGCGUCUUCAAGACCAACACUCGGCAGCCGGGCAGUUCAGCGGGCUACGGACGCCUGCCGCCCGUCGUGCUCUUCGUCGACGCCCUUCCUCAGCGGGGCGUCCGCGCGCCCGACUCGAAGUCCGAUGGUGAUUCCGAGCCGCAGCUACAGCGGACGGGGUCGGCGCAUGUCGCGGUCCCGUACCGCCUGCGUUUCCCCGACGUCACCCUCGACCACUGGGAGCACCCCCCGCCCGCCCGCCCGCCCGCCUGGGCGACGCCCCUACACAAGCAGGGCGGUCUCGGCUCGGACCUCAAGCUACUGCUCAUCGCGGACCGCAACUUGUCCAUCUUGCGCGACCAUGGCGUUCUCAUCGGGGACGAGGACAUCGCCCUCCGCGGGCUCUUCAUCAUCGACCCCAAGGGGAACCUCAGGCGCGUCCGCAACGGGGCAGCAUAG
Epithele typhae is the source of this 546-nucleotide messenger RNA. RefSeq lists its product as uncharacterized. Gene Ontology annotation, molecular function: thioredoxin peroxidase activity. The transcript has 4 exons. The coding region runs from base 1 to 546 and encodes 181 amino acids. Gene Ontology annotation, cellular component: cytosol. Gene Ontology annotation, biological process: response to oxidative stress; hydrogen peroxide catabolic process; cell redox homeostasis. Lineage: Eukaryota; Fungi; Basidiomycota; Agaricomycetes; Polyporales; Epitheliaceae. The record is from RefSeq and is a predicted model, not a curated record.